CAUUUCGGAAUAAACACUUCUUUACGAUGAGUGAUAUCACUACAAAGUCUACAAAACAGACGGAAUCAUUGGUUUGUGGAGAAUUCAAAGCACUUGGACCUGCUCCAUAUUAUGUUGGUGAUGAGAUUAUCGUGAUGAGAUGUGCAGAGACAAUCAAUGAGAUUUUUUCGGAUUGGACAAAACGAGCAAAUCUCGACGAAAACAAAUACACUCCAUUUGAUGUGAAUGCACCGAUUGAGCUUCCACGACGUACUGACAUGCUCAAGUCAUAUAAUCUAGAUCCUCCAAUUAAUGAAACUGGGAAAAUUGCUUCUAAAAUGAUUGCUAGAGAACUUUGUGAUCGUCAUGCAAUUCCUUCCGUCAUCUUCUGCUCUCCAGAUUUUGCUUCUGUUGAAACCGCUCAUUUGAUUAAAUCAUACAUUGGUGAAAAGUGUGGUGCAAUUCGAAUCGAACCGGAACUUUCCACACUUCACAAAUCAGCUCAUGUAUUUUUUGGACCGAAUCAUUUCACAUCUUUGGGAUACGGGAUUGAUGAGAAGAAUCCAUUGCACGCUGUGUCUGACGGAGUGUCCCUAUCUGAUUUGGUCAAUCGCAUCAAAAGAGCAUUCUAUGAAUUGACGUCCAAAGUUGACAAUGCUCUAAUAAUCGUGGAUUCUCUGUCAAUGAUGAUAAUUUCUUCACUUUUCCACAAUGUCUACAUUCGUAAUGAUUCAUCUGUGGAUCUUGAACGUCUUCGUAGUCUAGCUUCAUUCCCAUCCCUUUCUAAUUUUACUGCCUACCGUGUAGGUGGACAGACUGGAGUGAAAACUUAUGAUUUAACCAGCACUUGCCUUCGUCCACUGACAUUUACUGGAUUUUCGAAUGAAAUCGAUUUGGAAUAGAUGAAACCCAAAGGAUCUAAAAGGAUUCUUUUAAUCGUGUGAUUUUAUUCUGAAAAUUCACAAUUAUCAAGCUAUCCUGAUGAAUUAUUUAUUUUAUUAUUAUUAUGUCAGUAUAAAAACAAAUUAUAAGCGA
This is a messenger RNA of Caenorhabditis elegans, 1014 nucleotides long. It is a transcript of the gene C52E4.7, whose product is annotated as Histidine kinase. NCBI's taxonomy places the organism in Eukaryota, Metazoa, Nematoda, Chromadorea, Rhabditida, Rhabditidae. The transcript is spliced from 5 exons. The coding region runs from base 27 to 881 and encodes 284 amino acids. The record is from RefSeq and is marked reviewed.